CCUCCUCGACGCUGUGCUUGACGAUGGCGGCGCAACCGAACGGAACGGCCGACGCGCCAAUUGAGGUCUCCUCUAUCCCCACCGUCGUGGGCAUCAACUUCGGCAACUCCUACGCGUCUAUCGCAGUACUGGCGAAGGAAGGGUCGGCAGAUUGCAUUGCCAAUGAAGAUGGAGAACGUCAGAUCGCUUGCGCUGUGGCUUUCCUUGGCGAGGAAGUGUACAUAGGCAACCAGGCUAAGCCACAGCUGGUCAAGAAUUCGCACAACACGAUUAUGGGUUUCCGUAACCUCCUUGGCAAGAAGUUCUCUGAGAUACCUCAAGACAAGCCCAUCACUUCUGCUCCUGUCAUCCAACACCCGGAGCAGCCAGACGUCCCUGCUUACAAAGUCCAGGUGUUGCAGGCCGCCCCUUCGCCUCUCCCCAAGUCAACGACUACAACGCCUGCUGCCUCUAACACCGCUACUCCGCGCUCGGAGCCGGUCCCUGCAGAACGCAUUCUGACCGUGUUGGAGGUCACCACGCUUUUUCUCAAGUCCCUCGUGCAAUCCGCAGAGGACUUCCUCGGCCGGAAGGUUCAGGGUGCUGUCAUCAGUGUUCCUACCUGGUUCGACAGCAUUCAGCGUAACGCCCUGCAAAAAGCCGCAGAAGAUGCUGGCAUCCGCGUCCUUCAGCUGCUCGAGGUCGCAGGUGCUGCGGCAUUGAUCACCACCACAGGUCUCACCCCCAAGGAGCUUAGCCACGACCGCACGCAGCUAGUCGUCGACCUUGGUGCCUCUUCGCUCGAGCUUUCCCUGCUCUCCAUCCGCGAAGGAAUCGCCUUCUCGCUGGCCACGCUCUCGGACCCGACCGUCAGCGGGAACGCGAUCGAUGACAAGCUGAUCAAGUUCUUCGCCAAGGAGUUCACCAAGAAGACCAAGACGCCCUUAACGGUUGCGCCCGCGACGGAGUCGCAGGACAAGCGCGCGGAGGCGAAGCUUCGGCUCGCGGUCGAGCACACGAAGCGCACGCUCUCCGCGUCACCCGGCGCCGCGACGUGCUCCGUCGAAUCGCUCAAGGAUGGGCUUGACUUCACGGGCACGAUCACGCGCCUGCGGUUCGACAUGGAGGUCCGGAGCGUGUACGACCAGGUGUACACCCGCGUGAAGGAGCUCGUGGAGAAGGCCGGCUUGGACCUGUACGAUGUCGACGAGAUCGUGUACGUCGGUGGCUCCACGAGCCUGCCCGGGCUGGACGAGACGCUUGCUCAGGGCUUCCCAGAGUCGAUCGUCACGCCGUUCACUGCUGGCACCGUCAUUGGUGGUGGUGUCGGUGACCCGACGACCAUCAUCUCCCGUGGGUGUGCGCUGCAGGCGAAGCUGGUUGUGGUGCUUCCUGAUGACACUGAUGAUGAACGCGAAAUCCUGGCGUCAUUCACGGACGGCCACAAUUGGACGCAGACGGCGACGUCGAAGACGAUCGGCAUGCUCUUCCCCGAGGAGAACGCCGAGGGCCCGCUUGGUGGCCAGUGGAUACCUGCUGUCCUUCGCGACACCGUCGUGCCGGCGAGGCGACUGUACCGCCUUGACGUCGACCUUGGCGAGGGCGAGGGUGAGAAGAAGGUUGGCUUCGAGGUGUGGGAGGCGAAAGAGGGCGUCAAGAUUGACAGGGUGAAGCCACCUAAAUUGGAUGACGAGGAGGACGCUCCCGCCGACGAUGAAGAGGAGGAGGAGGAAGACAUCGAGGUGAAGGAGAAGACGGUAGAGAAGGAGACUCUACUCACCGCGCUGUCCUUCGCCGCGAAGGAGGCGAGGCAGGUAGAGGGCAGAUGGACGACAACAGUAGAGGCACAGUUCCUCGUGGACCGUACGGGGGGCUUAGAGAUUAGUGCCUGGGAGCUCGGUCCCUCUGGUAAGGGUGAAAAGACGGUUGUCAUCGUCCCCUCUGCAUAGGAUGUAUUCGUAGCACUGCGUACUCUGUCGUGAUCUACGAUGUUGUUCUCUAUGUAGAGCAAGCCUGCCAGUGAAUUUCAAUCUCAGAAAAUGUGCCAACAA
Molecule: messenger RNA, 2030 nt
Organism: Rhodofomes roseus
Lineage: Eukaryota; Fungi; Basidiomycota; Agaricomycetes; Polyporales; Fomitopsidaceae
Product: actin-like ATPase domain-containing protein
Exons: 4
Coding region: 24-1928 (634 amino acids)
Biological process (GO): protein folding
Cellular component (GO): nucleus; cytosol
Molecular function (GO): ATP binding; ATP-dependent protein folding chaperone
Source: RefSeq, a predicted model, not a curated record